Molecule: messenger RNA, 1617 nt
Organism: Penicillium samsonianum
Lineage: Eukaryota; Fungi; Ascomycota; Eurotiomycetes; Eurotiales; Aspergillaceae
Product: DnaJ family domain-containing protein
Exons: 2
Coding region: 55-1617 (520 amino acids)
Source: RefSeq, a predicted model, not a curated record
GUACACUCUUUUUGAUAUUGCAAGUUCGUUAAAUCUGACACAAGGUUAUUGGAUAUGUCUGGGAGAUACGGUUUGUCAACGCAGUUCCGUGGUGUUUCUUCAACAUGCACCUUUAGAGCUCCCAUAGCUCCCACGUCUAGGCGGUUCUCCGCAGCAUGCCACCUGAAUCAAACAUCGCCCUCGUCUACGGCCAAGACGGAGGAUAAUCAUGGCAAAGAUGGCUCAAAAGAGGACAAAAAGGAUAGUCCGAUGGGACGCCGUUUGGCUCAAAUGACCGAAGAUGCGAUGCUAGAAGGUGGACGAUCUGCACGUCGCAACAUCGAGCAAGCAGGGUUCUCAGAAGAACUGAAAAAUGAGCUUGCAGAGCGCAUUGCUGCUUCUUCAUUCAGGAGCGAGUAUGCUGCUGCUCAUUCUAUAGUCGAAAUGCCCUCUGCCGCAGGACAGGGCACACGAGAGAACGCCGCCGCUCCCAAAUGGACAGGAACAGAGCGCGUAGAGGACACGACUUUACGCAUGCUAGAUGACGCGAGCAAACCAAUCCGAAUGCCUUACAAAAUCCCCGAUCCCGUGAACCUCAAAAUCGCCCCGAAGCCCAAAAAGUCUCGUGGAGAACGACUUGCCGAAGCGAAAGAGCGCACUUCUACCUACACACUAAGCCAGGCUCCUGGGUUUUCCGAAGAGGAGCGAGAGAAUAUGCGCCGUGAGAUGAGGGAGAACCUGACACCUGGGGCGCAUUCCAUGCCAAUCUCGAUCUCGGGUCUUUCGUCGCUGGCAGAUGAGCGAAUCCAAGAUGCGAUUGCGCGUGGACAAUUUGAGAAGAUACGUCGUGGGAAAGGCGUAAAUACCAAGACGGACCACAAUGCGAGCAGCGCAUUCAUUGAUACAACCGAAUAUUUUAUGAAUAAGAUUAUCCAACAGCAGGAAAUUGUGCCGCCGUGGAUCGAGAAGCAACAACAGCUUGGUUCGGAGCUCAAUCGAUUCCGCGAACGUCUUCGAGCGGACUGGCGGAGACAUGCUGCGAUGUUGAUUGCGAGCAAGGGUGGGUCUUUGGACGUACAAAUGAAGCGGGCAAAAGCCUAUGCUGCGGCCGAGACUCGGCUGGCAGACAAAACGAAGCUGGAGGCUUCGUUUGAAGAAGAUACAUCUGUCUCGGAGAUCAACACUGAUGGCCGGAUAGUCCCCAAGUCGGAGACAUCCCAAGGAUCACCUGCAAUUAAGAAUGACAGCGAGGAAACCUCGGAAGAUCUAGCCCAUCUCCCACCAUUGAGAGACCCCGGCUACCUCGCAAUCGAGCGUUCUUAUCACGAACUCGCCGUGAAACAAAUAAACACUCUCGCACGCUCAUACAACCUCCAAGCCCCAGCCUCCGCCCACAAACCAUAUAUCAAUCUUGGUCGAGAGCUCAACGCAUGCUAUGCUGCGGUAGCGCCUGAGCUAGCGGAGGAAAUUAAACGCCGAGCGACAGAGCGUGCGCGUCCAUCAUCAAUCGUUCCGCCGGUUUCUUCCAGCAAGUUUGGGUCACUGGACAUGGCGCAAUCUGUACAGGUUCAUGAAGAAGAUCAGUCGAAGGGAUACGGUAUGAAAGAGCUGUGGCGCGAUUUAUUCACUAAAUCCUGA